Dentiscutata erythropus is the source of this 3204-nucleotide messenger RNA. Lineage: Eukaryota; Fungi; Glomeromycota; Glomeromycetes; Diversisporales; Gigasporaceae. The record is from the annotation of a GenBank genome assembly.
AUGUCUCUAAGAUACGAGCAAGAAAUAAAUUCUAGUUUACCAUACAAUACUCGUAGCGUUAAGACGAUUGCCUCGAGUCGCGUAAUUCGAAAUAAACCAGCAAGAAAUACUAAGUCUGAAGUGGAUCCAUACCCAAAUCCACCAACUUCUACUUCGAAAUCAACAGCUCGUGCAUGUCCAAAAUGCAAAGAGUCUUCAAAUUGCAUAAAUAUGUUGAAUAAAGAGUUUCAUAAAAUAGAAGAAUUGGUUGAUUUAUUUGAAACUAAUAAAGUAAUCGAGAUCAGAAAUAGAUGGCUCAAAACUUUAGAAAGUUAUUCAACCAUGAGUUUCGAAGAUCUCCAAAGACAAGUUAUGAUAACUACAAUUUCGACACAAUCACAAUCAGCCUAUCGAACGACCACUAUAUCUGAAUCUCAAGAAAAUGAUCUUGUUUAUCCCAUAAACUUAGUCACUUUCCCCAAUGACACUAUUGCCAUUCGAUUAUCUCACAAUUUAACUUGUCCAAUUAGUAGUAAUAUUACACUUCCACUUCGUUUCAUUUUUCCAAACUUGACGCUUACUAUAGCAGAUCUAGUUUACCCUUUUGAUCCUGUUAAUUAUUGUCCUACAAAUCAGAUAAAUACUACCUUAUCAGACCAGAUGAAUAUUUUUGCGAUACCAGAUAAUUAUUUAUUGAUUCGUUAUUGGAUAGUCCCCAAUAAUUCAUCUAAUUUGGUCCAAUAUUAUGGCCUUAUAAUAUCAACUUAUGGUAUAAUAAUAAAUAGGGACACGCCAGUACAAUUAAGUGACCCUAUCAGCAUUACCAACGCGACCGUAUCUAAUACUCAGAUUGCAACCCUAGAUUCUGAUCAGAAAGGAAUUCUUUUUGCUUCAAGUUUUGAUAAAACGACAAUUAAUUGGAGAAGAUUUAUCUGGAAUUCAAAUGUCCGUUCAUUUGAUGAUAGACAAAAUUUGACCAACGAUUCUCACGACGUUAUUACUGCACCUCCCAAUUUUCAGAUAGAUGAUCUUAAGAUUUUUGCUACAAUAGAUGGAGGUUAUGGAUUAGUUUACUCUGUUAGUUUAAAAAAUCAAGAUCUUUUAAUACCGAACGUCUCUAUUCAAAGUCCCACAACAAUAUUUAUUUUCUUGACCACGUUAAGAUCUGAUUCUUCUAAUUUUACAACUCCUGUCAUAAUAUAUCAAUCAUCAUCAUCGGAAACUGCUGUUUCCAUCAGUAAUUGUAAAAGUAAUUCUGGUAAUCGUCCUGGCUAUAUAUGUUUUAUACAUGGCCAAAGUACUCCACAAAGUUUAACACCUGGAGUGAAUUUCUGGAAAAUGAUAUCUUUUCUUUCCUCAGGAAUUAUUGUUUCAUCAGUGGAUUUACAAAAUAAUCUUGUAAGUGGGAGUAACGUGAUCACCUACAACUCGGCCUAUCCUUUACAUAAUGGCGGCGCUGUAAUGUCAGGUCAAAAUCAAAAUGGUACUUUACAAGGAUCAAUUUUUAAUGAUAACGGCGUAUUUGUGCAAGAUUGGGGGUUACCUCUGUCUCAAGGGAUGAUAGCUUCAUAUACAGAGAGUAGUAACACCAUAUGGGCGGUUGCACCUUCUAUAAACAACUCUUGGUCAGUGUUUGCUACCGUGCUGCCUUCACUUCUACCCAGUGAGUCUAUAAAUCCAGCCGUCAAUUCAUCAAUCUCUAAAAAUACAUCUUUCAUUACGAUAGUAUAUCGUCAAGAUGUUGUUCCGUCAGUUGCAAAUAUAACUAUAUACCAGCACACUAAUAACUCUGAUAAUUUGCGUCAGACGCUUGCUGCAAAUUCAUCCGGAGUCCAUUUUAUUAAUAGAAGACAAAUACUAGUUGAUGUAUUGUCAAGUACUUUUAAUCAAGAAGAAGCGAAUUAUUUUAUCGAGAUUGAUCCGAAUUUCGUAGUGUUAAGGGGAACUGGUGAAGCGGUACCAGGUGUAAUCAAUAGGACAUGGUCAUUUUUUACUGAGCAAACUACCAAUACUUUCACAGAUUCUGGUUCUACUUAUUUUGAAAAUUUGAGUGAGGAAAAUAAAACUAAUUUCUAUGAUGAAUUGAUUACUUCUCUCGCAAAUGCAUUAUCUGUAAAUGUCUCAAGAUUGUCUAUGCAAAGACGAUAUCAACAUGAUGGUAGUGCAGGAGACCCAUGGCCAAUUCUAUUUCGUAUGACACUUGUUGCAUCUUCAGAAACACAUGAGAUAACUACACAAGAUAUGCUUGGAAGUUUGGUGACCCUGGUUACUAAUAAAAGUAUUACGAGUCUUAUGCUUUAUAAUAGUACUGCAUCUUUGGAUUCGAAUUAUGGCGUGAUACAACUAAUGAGCAUAUGGGAGAGAUAUCGAUUUGAAAUUGCGGGUGUGAUAUGUAUUAUCUUUGUUUUAUUUGUCAUAAUCUUCUUGUCGAAUCAUACACAUCCAGAGGGAAGAAGCAUGGAGCUUUUCAAAUUUGUUUUAAUAAUGUCAGAUUUUGUUCUUGAUAUCAUUUUCCUCUUCACUCGAUCUCAUGAUGUACCUGUUCUAUUUCUUCCAAGUCUUCUUAUAAUAUUAGUUGCAAUUGGUGUCAAUUUUUUCGUCACUAUGUUUAUAUUCUUUAAGGAAUUUUAUGGAAACGACAGUUUUCACCAUUGGGCAAGACAAAAUGUCGUUGCUUCUUCAGUAUUUAUCGUUCUGAGUUACUGUGAUAUAGAAUCCUUAGAUUUUGUUUCUUCGGAUAUUUCAAAUUCAUCAUGCGUUCAAGCGCCUUUCUCCCAUGGUGUAUAUGAAGCCAUGUACAUAUGUACCUUUUUAGUUAUGUUUAUUGAAGACAUACCACAAUUCGUAAUUCUGGUUAUAUAUUUGCAACGAGUAGUUAUAUUUAGAUUCAUUCCACUCAUAACCAUAUUCACAUGUGCACUAAUAAUAGUAACAAACAUUGUCAGUCAUGUAUACGAUUGCAUAGUUAUGAUUCGAGAUGCAAGAAAAGAUGAUCCAUCAAAAAAGACAUAUAAAAAAUGGUGGCAAAUUGGAAAAGCUUCAGCUUCAAAACGAAUAUCUUCUCGUAAACAUCCUCAUUUCUUGAGUGGAUUUGUUCCUGUUCAACCUGGUCCAGUCAUUCAGGUUGUGUCCCCUAAGCCAAGUCCUGGUGUUGCGUCUAGUACAGAGGAAAUGUCAGAAGAGGAAACAAGUGAAAAUCUUGGUGCCGGUGUCGGAGGUUCAUAA